AUGGAAAAUCAAGAAGAUAAUAUGGAGAGAAGAACAAUGCAAAACAACAAUGGCGUAACAAGAUCACUAUCACAUGUAUGGGAUGAUCUCGAUUAUGAAUGGAAAUCAUGGUUAAUCCCCAUUUUCAUGGGGAUUAAUGUCUUAAUCUUCUUAGUUAUGAUGUUUAUUAAUAAUUGUCCUUCUCAUAACAAUAUUACUAUUAAUGGAAGAAGUUGUGUUUGGAGUUUUCUUGGAAGGUUCUCUUUUCAUCCUCUUCAUUAUAAUCCUCUCCUUGGUCCUGGCCCUCAUACAUUAAUGAAGAUGGGAGCUAUAACUUGGUCAGCAGUUGUGCAACACCAUCAAGGAUGGAGGCUGUUUAUCUCCAUAUGGUUACAUACCGGACUCAUUCAUCUUCUAAUCAAUAUGCUAAGCCUCUUCUUCGUAGGCACUCACCUCGAGCAGAAAUUUGGAUUUCUGAAGAUUGGAACGAUCUACUUAUUAGCAGGAAUUGGUGGGAACAUGACUUCAUGCCUAUUUUACCCUAAGCAUAUAUGUGUUGGUCCAACUAGUGCUUUAUUAGGCCUUAUUGGAUCAAUGUUUGCUGAUCUUGUUACAAAUUUGACUAUUUACAACAAUAAGGUUCUUGCAGGGUUAACAAUCUUGUUAAUGUUCGUGAUCAAUUUAGUUAUAACCGUUGUUCCUCACCCACACAAUGCCGGGCCCAUUGGUGGGUUCAUCAUAGGCAUCCUUCUCGGGUUCAUAUUGUUGCCUCGCCCGGUUGUAGGGUGGCAUCACCUUUAUGAUCAUAGUACUAACUCCAAGUUUAAGCCACACCAAUAUGUGUUUGGGAUUACGUCUCUUGUCAUUCUUGUUAUAGGGUUUAUUUUGGGAUUAAUAAUGCUGUUUCGGACCUAA
This is a messenger RNA of Amaranthus tricolor (Joseph's coat), 894 nucleotides long. RefSeq names its product RHOMBOID-like protein 3. Gene Ontology annotation, molecular function: serine-type endopeptidase activity. Gene Ontology annotation, cellular component: membrane. The transcript is spliced from 5 exons. The record is from RefSeq and is a predicted model, not a curated record. Bases 1 to 894 code for a protein of 297 amino acids. Gene Ontology annotation, biological process: proteolysis. Lineage: Eukaryota; Viridiplantae; Streptophyta; Magnoliopsida; Caryophyllales; Amaranthaceae.